AUGACAGACAGCCUGCGUGGGGCGCAUCGCCCGCGCUCUCGCCAGCUGGCCAUCCCGAGCGAGUUGCAUGACACAAUUUGCAGCCCUCGACCAAACUCCAGAGGUCGCGGCGCAUCUGCAACGGCAUCGCCAUCCAUCCCAUGCACGCCACUUCAGCGGCUGGACGUCAACAAAGACAUGGCCAGCCCCCGCAGUGCCAAGCGGAAGCACGCGGGAUCCAGCGCAAGCCGUGAUCCCAGCGUGGAUUGCGAACAGGCCGCAAAGAAAGAGAAGGAGGAGGAUGGCACUGCAAAGCCAAAAGCAUCACCAGCACCUGUUGCAUCAUCAUCAUCAUCAUCUUCAUCUCGAGACGCUUCCGUCUCCAGAACAGCGUCCAGAUCAACAGCUAGAUCAACAUCCAGAUCAGCAUCUUCCUCCUCUGCCUCAUCAUCAUCUUCCACCUCCACGGCCGCGGCCGCUUCUUCCACUUCAACGUCGCUUGCUGAGCGCAAGCGGACGGCUUCGCGCAGCACCUCCGUGAGCGAUUUCCACGGUCCACGCGAGCGCACAAACUCCGUGACGCGUCGCAUGAAGGGCAUGUACCGCAGCGUGAGCCAGCGUGCACGCCAGCGGGUUGCGCGCCACAAGCAGACGCCGUCGCGGCACUACUUUGGCGAGCCAGAGCGGUGCAGGGCAGACUUUGCGCCCUGGGCUUCGGGCGUGUCGGAGGCAGAGCGGAAGGACGUCCCACGGCGAGAACAGGCGCGCAGAGAGGCGAUUCACGAGCUGUGCCACCGCGAGCAGUCGUUCCUCGCCCACAUCUCGGAGACGCUGAAUGUGUACGCGGGACCGAUGCUCAAGUUCAAGGCCAUAUCCGAAGCACAGCAGCAGCUCAUCUUCUUCCGUCUCACGGAAAUCCGAGACCUCCACCAGGAGCUGUAUGUGCAGCUGAACAGUGCCAUUGAUGAGAAUGGUGUUGGUGAUGUUGGCAACAUUGUCGCAGAAUGGAUUCCAAAGGUGACAGACGUGUACAGCGACUACCUGAGCAACCAGGCCAAGGCAAAAGGGCUCUUGGAGACACUGCGCAAGGAGAGCCGCGUCUUUCUCGAGUUUGUCGAGACAGGCCGCGACUUGUCGCAUCUGCACCGCAUGGAUCUGUCCUCGCUCCUUGAUCUUCCACGCCACAAACUCACAUCGUACCAGCUCCUCCUCGGCAGAAUCCUCAAGUACACGCCUGCUGAGAGCGAGGAGCAUGCUGCGCUGGACAAUGCAAUUCGCACAUGUGUGUCUGUCGUGCAAGGAGUGGACAUGAGAAUCAAGCUGGCGGCGCUGCAGUCGCUGCUCGACUCGAAGCACAAACUCGACAAAAACGCGACGGUGCUGUUUGAGCGCAAGGCGCACUUUAAGGAUGACAAGGAAGCGGCUGUGUAUGUGCUGCCCACAAUGGUGAUUGUCACCAAGAUGAAGAAAGGCAAGGAGGCACUGCACGGCAAGAAUCUGGACAUGACUGGCGGGCGAUCAAAGGGCAUUUCACGCAGCGGUUCGUUCCGCCUCAGCCGGCGCGGCAGCGUGUUUAGCCGUUCCAGUUUUGUCAUCAAGUUCCGGGUGCCCGAGGACAAGCAUGCGUUCAUCACGACGGUGCACACGACCCAAGAAGCCGCACCAAGGCCCCCGUCGUCAUCGUCGUCAGCGCGAGCAAGCAUGAGGAGGAAGUGA
This is a messenger RNA of Salpingoeca rosetta, 1695 nucleotides long. RefSeq lists its product as uncharacterized. Gene Ontology annotation, biological process: positive regulation of Rho protein signal transduction. Lineage: Eukaryota; Choanoflagellata; Craspedida; Salpingoecidae. Bases 1 to 1695 code for a protein of 564 amino acids. The transcript has 10 exons. The record is from RefSeq and is a predicted model, not a curated record. Gene Ontology annotation, molecular function: guanyl-nucleotide exchange factor activity.